This is a messenger RNA of Monodelphis domestica (gray short-tailed opossum), 9810 nucleotides long. It is a transcript of the gene LYPD1, whose product is annotated as LY6/PLAUR domain containing 1. The record is from RefSeq and is a predicted model, not a curated record. Gene Ontology annotation, biological process: acetylcholine receptor signaling pathway. Gene Ontology annotation, molecular function: acetylcholine receptor inhibitor activity. NCBI's taxonomy places the organism in Eukaryota, Metazoa, Chordata, Mammalia, Didelphimorphia, Didelphidae.
ACGAAAUGCUACACACUGAUAUGGGCAUGCACACAUACACACACACACACACACACACACUUGCGCGCGCCUUUCCCUACCCGCGACCUCCCUGUCCUCUCCACCUGCUUCACUGCCUAGAACUGACGAAUCGGAGGUUCACCUGCUGCAUCUUUUCUAUCUACUCGUACAAUCCCUUUUCAAGUCCCCGUCCUUUUUAUCUUGAAAAACUUUCACCGCCCCCUCCCCUCCCUUUCGGAGAAGGAAGGAGGAGAAAGGAAAAGAAAAGGGGUGGAAGUGCGCUGGGGCUGGAUGGCACCAGCCCUCCCCGCGCCCCCACCCCCACCCCAACUCGGCUGCUGUCACGUGGUUCUUGUAGUGGGAGGUGGGAAGAAGAGGCGAGACUUUUUUUUUUGGGUGCUCUGGCUCUCCGGGUAGUUUCCUUCACUAUCAGCUGCAAACUCCUGAGGCGCGGCACUCCGCGGAGACAGCCAAAGCGAGCAGAGCGAGUAGAGCGCGCAGAGCUCAGAAUCCGUAGCUUGGAGCCCCGGAGCGACGAAGCCCGGAGCCCCGAGCUGGGCGAUGCGGGCGCUGCUGGCUGCACCUGGGGCUUCUUUCCGUGGCGGCUACAGUAGCACGGGCGGCUGCAGCGCGGGCCAGAGCAAAAGCAGCUGGAGUCGCCACAACCAGUGCUGUCUCUGAUGCACCUUCCUCUCCCAGCCUGGCGGCUCUGGGAGGAUGUGGUUCCUCGGUAUCGCUACUACUUUUUGGGGAUUGUUUUUGCUUCCAGGAUUCGCUCUCCAGAUCCAGUGUUAUCAGUGUGAAGAAUUCCAGCUGGAUGAUUGCUCCUCCCCUGAGUUCAUUGUGAACUGCACAGUCAAUGUCCAAGACACUUGUCAGAAGGAAGUAAUGGAACAAAGUUCUGGCAUCCUGUAUCGCAAGUCCUGUGCAUCGUCUGCUGCCUGUCUCAUUGCCUCAGCUGGAUACCAAUCCUUCUGUUCCCCAGGGAAAUUGAACUCAGUCUGUAUCAGCUGCUGUAAAUCCUCCCUCUGCAAUGGGCCACGGCCCAAGAAAAGGGGCAGCUCGGCCGCAAUGCCAAGGGCAAGGCUCCCCACCACCAUUCUUCUCUUGAAACUGGCCUUCUUCUCAGUGCACUGCUGAAAGAGAAGGAUGCUCCCUCCAACCCCGACUCUUGUUCAUUUGGCUCUCUGUCCUCCCUGAACUCCUUUGUUUAUCUUCUGAAACAAUGCUCCUAUAGCAGGACCUCUGUUAUAUUUUUCCUUUGCUUCCUUAAUGAAAGAGCUCGGUGUAAAAGGGGGCUGGUCAGGAAAAUCCCAGAAAGCAACAUUUUUGUAACCUUUGACUGAAUUUUCAAUGUGCACUUAAAAAGGGGGUGGCAGGUAGAAGAUGAGGGAUUCUGGAAAUCAUAUGUUCCCUUUGUGUUAUUAGAAACCAGGUCAACUUUUUCAAAAAUCAGCACUUAAUGGCAUCCAGGUGGAUCACUUUAUUUUGUUGAGUUUCCCGACUUUCUUUCCUCAGUGGUUUCUUUUGUUUGUUUUGAGGGGUUGCAGGGAUGGGAGCGGGGUCACUUAGUAAGGACUGCCUUAUUUGGAAUUCAUACUUCAUUUUCCCUCAGGUUGUUCUCUGCACCCAGAGUGGGCUCAGGAACAACCUCCAGUGGUUUGCUUUCUGAGUUGGGCUCUAGUGAUUCAAGACUCAAUUGCUGAGGCUUGGCCUCACUCUGAAAAGUGCUUAAGCAAACCUUGUUAGUUCUCCUUGCAGAGGCAUUGUGCCAUGAUGAAAUGAAGAUCAAUGGGCGGGCAGAGCGGCCACUGCUGGUUGUGGAAUUCAAAUGGGCCCUGAGCAGUUUCUCUCUGUUGGCAUGCUCCAGAGUCAAGUGACAGCAGAGAACUUGCCGGAACACCUCGCGGAACUGCCUUGACGAGAUGUUGUAUAGGAGCGGGUUGAUGACGGAGCUGAGGUAAAAGAAGGUAUCGGCAAAGGGAAGGAGAAUCAUGUAUGCCCUGAAAUAGGAGCGAGUCCAAUCCUGCUUCGGUUUUGCUGCAGCCAUGAGCCUUCGAAUCUGGUUUGGCAUCCAGCAUACUGCUAGAGUCACAACAAUCAGUCCUGAGAGAGAGAGAGAGAGAGAGAGAGAGAGAGAGAGAGAGAGAGAGAGAGAGAGAGAGAGAGAGAACAAAAUAGCAUGUGAAAAAAAUCAUAAAAUAUUUAGUCUCUCAGUUCUGCACUUAUCAGCUAGGAAAUGGUACCAAUUUUUUCAUGUUUUGCUUGACAGCUUUUUCUGCCACUAGCAAAAAAAACACGCACACACACAUACAAAAAACAAAAAACAAAACACUGUUUCAAGGCCAGGGUAGUUGGCUGUAUUAAAAACCAUUAAAUGUAUAGAUGGGGUUUAUUUAUACUAUGGAUGUUUGUUCAUUUUAAAAUGGUUUCAUUGAUAUUUGUAUCUUUGGAAAAUAUUUUAUGUGGUUUAUGAAUUUGGUUUAUUCUUGUUUUCCUUUUUCUUCCUUUUAAAAAUAUAGCCAUAUUAGAUUCAGCAAUGUCUAUAAAAGACUAGACUUUGUACUUUACAAGAUGUAGAGUUGGCAUUAUUUUUGGCAAUCUUCCUCUUAGAGAGAAUAUUUUUAAGUCAAAUUAAAGUGUAUAUAUACAUAUACACCCUUUUGAUGGGACUGGACACAUAAUUAUGUUGGAUUCUUAUUAAAUUCAAGUAGAAUUGGACUUUUGGAUGGCUUAUGCCACUGAGAACUCCAAAUGAGUAGAUAGAUGCCAUUCAGUGCUUGUUAUUCACCAUUCUCAUGGUUGACAUUUUAUGGCACAUUUUGUGUAUUCACAGUACUUUCCCAUUCAUUAUCAUUUGGCACUCUCCCUCAGAGAGGAUUUGUUUUAAUGGCUAACCCUAAAAUCAGUCUAACUGGGCUUAGGACUUGAGUCCUUCACAGGUCUUUAACAAUGCUUCCUCCCUUUCAAUUCUAUUGUUCUGUAGUCUAGAAAAAUAAUGGUCUCCCAAGGAGAAGAAAGUAUUUGCAUAAGUAUUUAUAAAGUGUAAUUACAGAGAACCCUCUAGUAUGAUUAAAAGUAGUAUUUAUAUCUAUACAUUCCCAUAUACUCUCAGGGCCCUUACAUAUAAGAUCAUUGGUAGUUAUGCUACUUUGAUGGAGCAUGAGAUGCAAUAUACAAUAUACUUAACAAAAAAAGCCUUGACUGCUUGUCUAAGUUGGAUAAGAAACUAAGGGAAACACGAAGACCACAUAUCUGUAUCAAGGUUCUUUCAGCUGCUGAGGAGACAUUCAGCCAUAUUGAGGAGAAUUCACAUUUCUAUAGAACUUUAAGGUUUUCCAAAUGCUUUCCUCACAAUCUUAGAGCUGGUUAAAGAGCAAAGAUUUGAACCUACAUCUCCUAACUCUCCACUACACCAUGCUGCCUCUCAUGAAAUUAUAAUGUAGUCCUAGAGGCAACUCCCAUUUGAAGAGAAACAUUUCAUAGAAGUGCUUUGUUUUUUAGAAAGGUUUUUUUUUCUUUCUGUUGUUUUGUUUCUUUUUAUUUGGAUAACACAGCAAAAGGCAGUAUUCCUUAUUGCUUUCAAACAUACCAAUCUACUAACAAGCCAUAGGGAAACAAUUACUGGCAAAGGCCUCUUCCUGUCUGAGAUCACAAAUGAAUAUUUUUAUAAUAAAAAUUGCUCCAGGAGAAGUGAACACAUUUAAGUAAAGCCAGAGUUGGCAGUCCCACUUGGGCUUGUCUUGGCAUCUCUUUGUUCAGUAGUGGAUGUGCCUUGGGUGGAUUCUCAGCAGUGAUUCGAAAGUGGCACUGCUCACCCAGUCAGUCUUUAGAGAAUAAGUGAAUUCACUUAGGGGGGGAGGGGGGAAACAACAUGGGUCAAUGAUGACUUUAUUUCACAGGUCAUUUUGUGAUCACUUUAAUUUUCGACAGUUUCUGAUGUAUCAAGAUGUCGGGUGGUACAAUGGAUGGAGCGUCAGACCUGGAGUCAGGAAGACCUGAAUUCAGAUUCAGUCUCAGAUACUUAUUAACUGUGUGAUCCUGGGCAAGCCACUUGACCUCUUUCUGCCUCAAUUCUCUCAUUUGUAAAAUGGGGAUAAUCAUAUCAACUAUCUCUCAUGGUUGUUGUGAAGAUUAAGUAACAUCAUAAUUAUCAAGUUCUUGGCAGAGUGCCUGACACAGAGUAAGUGCUAUAUAAAUGUUAGCUUUUAGUAUUACUUUCUUCUCUAUGUAAGAGGUGCCCUUAAAACACUUAUUAUUUCUAAAUAUAAAACCAGGAAAUUUUACUUAACAAUAAUAAUCUGUUCUGAACUAAACUGUCUGAAUUAUCCAGUUACAGAUACUAGGCUGAAAAAAAGACUCACUUUUUUUCUGCAUAGGAGAGAAAGGAAUUGCUUACUUAAAAAACAGAAGGCAUACAUAUGACCACUUGGAGUUUUCUGUACCCUGUUUAUCUUCCAGUUUCUGUAAAGUUACUGUUAUUUUCAGUACCACUACCUUAAUUGUGAAGAAGAUAGGAAGCUUGCCAUAUUAAGUUGAAGGCAUAUUCUUUGACCAAAUUCGUAGGUUCUUUUUAUCCAUCAUUGACUCUCAGAGCCCACGUACAGCCUUCUUCAUCUGAUGGCUGAUUUACCAGGAUAUGAAAAAUUGAACAUAGGGUUUUAGGGUGUUGAACUCUAUUGUGGGAAGCUAUACUUAAAACAAUCCAGGAAAUGGAAAUCCGGGGGUGGGUGGAGGGAACAAAAGCAGUUAUGAGUUACACAUAACAGUACAUUCAAGCUAAGGAAAAGGAGUUUUCAGACUAGAAGAAGAAAAUGUAGUUGUGGGGCAAGAUCAGAGAACAAAGAAUAUUAUUUUUCUUAGGUAUUAACUACUAUUGCUUGGAAUUUUUUACAAAUGGACAUAGCUGUUAUCUUUGACUGGUAGUUACUCUACAUCAAAGAACAGUUUUUAAGAUGGGCUUCUAGUAUUUGGGCUUCUUCCUUUUGCACAUCUUCCAAACUCUGACCUCCACCACUACCAUCACUCCCUUACCCACAGCCACACAUACAUAAUGCAGGCCCCUGGUUUUUAGCUAUGGCUCAAAGGACAUUAUCAAAAAGAUCUUGGGGUCUCAGGUUCUUCUUCUGUAAAAGGAAGGGAUUGAAUAAUCUCUAAUGUCCCUUCUAGCCCUCAGUGUUAUGAUCCUCUGACCAGAAAGACCUAAAAGAAGCUCCUUCCAUAGGUUAAAGUUUUCCACCUCUGUUUUUCUUAUAGCCCACAACUUUACUCUGUAGAGCUUGGCUUUGAGAGAAUAAGUUUAUCCCACAUCUUCAUAUGGAGUUAUAGUAGGUGACUCUAGAUUCCACAGCUGAGGCCAAAAUAUAUAACUACCAGAUUUUGGUUAUGUUGUUUCUAUUCUUAUGAAUACCUGUCUCUGUCAAAAAAAAAAACUAACUGCUUUUGAACCACUUGGCAAUAACAGUUACCUCCUUCUACCCGGAGAGUGAAAAGAAUAAAUGAGUAACUCAUGUCUUCUUUCUUUUUGUUUUUAAAUCUGUACCUUCUGUCCUAGAAUCAAUACUAAAUAUAGAUAGCAAGGCAGAAGAGAUGUAAGAGCUAGACAAUUGGGGUUAAGUGACUGACCCAGAAAGUGUCUGUUGUUGGAUCUGAACCCAGGAUCUCAUGUAUAGGCUUGACUCUAUCCACUCAGCCACCUACCUGCCCCCAUCCACUUGGAUUUUGAAAAGUAACUUUUUUUCAAGGGAAGCUAAGCAUUAAGUAUACCGGGAAAGUUAAUGACAAAUGAGACACAUGUCCUUGGGCAGUGUGAUGAAGGUUAGUCUUACAGGGAGGAAUCUAACCCCCCUCCCUGAAGAAUUUGUCAUUUUUAUAAAGACGAGUAAUUGCUCAGUUUUAUGCAUUGAAACAAUAGGCAUUAUUUUCUGCGCCAUGCACUUUUAUGCAUGAGUACCAUGGCCACUGCCAGAUUCUUAGCUACUGUGCAGCUCCAAGACAAAGUUGUACCGUUUUGUUCAUAUUUUAAUACAGCAUAUUAAAGAUUUUGGUAAUUUGUGUUGAAAUGCAAUCAAUUUGGACUUGUAUAUUACCUUUGGAAAAUCUAUAAAGUAUUGGUCUGUGUCGUGUAAUGUGUAAAAUACACUCAAACAAUUUUAGGGUGAACUUGAAUGAAGAUCAGUGAGCCAAACUCACUGAAAAUAGGUAUACUAAUAUUUGAACAUAAAUGUGUUGUAAUCUGGGUUAAAAAAUACCUUUGCAUCUUAGUUGUUUUUUUUUCUGUAUAAAUACUUUCAUUUUAUCAUCCUUCAUUAGCAUACUAAAACCGAUAAGGGCUAUUAAAGGAUGAGACAGAUUUUCUCUCAAUGGAAUAAUGUUGUUUAAAAAACAGAAGUAAUGCAGAUGUCCAACAACUUCCUUCAAUGAAGCUUGAAAUUUCAACAGUGUUCGAAUCCAUCUGCUUGGUUUAAUCUUCAAAGGUGCAUUAAGCUAUGCAAUCCGACACUUGGUGACAUUGAUAUAUAUCUCACUCUGUAUUUGGGUUUUUCCCCUCCCAUUCUUUGAGGAUAAGUGUAGUUUCCUUUAAUUCAUCUGAGAAUCAAAGAAUGUUAGGGUGGUACAUGAGCCUUAUAAGUGUCUAAUCUUACUCCAAGGUUUCCAGAGGAAGAAAAUGAGACCAACAAAGGUUACAUGAUUUGCUGGGAGUCACAGACUUGGUUGGUGGCACAGUCAGUCAUAGACUUCACCUCUCCUUGAUGCUCAUAAGUCCAUUGAGUAUUCUACUACAUCUGUGCUGUCUCUGUAUCUUAGGUUCUGAUCUCAAUUGACAGUAGGCUAUAGGACUAUCCUAUCACCUUCUUAACUCCUUUGGAAACAGAGACCAUAAUUUCCAACCUUGCCCUUGAUGCAGUAUCAAUGUAGCCUUGGGGAAACAUUUUUCAUUGAAGAAUUACUAAUUUCAACCAACACUUUUUAGUGAUCAGUUGCCCAUAAUUUGGAACUUAUUGAGAAAGACCAGCUGUGAUGAUAUACUGAGGGUCCUAUAAAUAGAUAAUGCCUUGAAUUGCUUUAAUUGCAAUAUGCUAUAUAAACCCAAAGUAUAUAAAUAUUUUUCAGACGUCUUAGUCAGAUUUGGGUUAUUGGCUUCUUGUUAUCAGUAACGACAGCUCUGAAGAAUAUCAGUUUAAGGAGGUAUCUCCUAAUCAAAUUUUAUUCUGACAAUCAGAAAAGAUUUGGCAGUUCCCUGAUUUCUUUCCAAGAAAAUACAUUUUCAAGGAUUCAAAAGGCUCCAAGGUAUUGCUUUUUACCUUGCUGUUCAAAUCCUACCAUAAAGAGUUGGAUUUGCAAAAAUUCAAAGAGAAUUACUAUAGGAUGUAGGGAAGGUGAGGACAAGAAAUUAAAGCAUUACCACUUAUUCUAAAGCUAACUCAAAGAAAAUGAUUUAUUUGUAACUCUUCUUCCUGCUGUAGACACAAAGUAUUCCAGUUCAUCCUCAACCCUGAUCACCUAUCCUAAGACUUAGCCUUAAAAACGAUCUAUAAAGAAUAUUAGAAAUCACAAGGCACUUUGAUCAUGGCUACCUUUAAGCAAAAGUUGGCAAGGUUAUGAUUGUGAGGAAUUGGGGAAUGAAAGCUCUAUUGGCUUCAUACUUUUGAGAUAAAUUUCUCCAAACUAUCUUACCAGUUUUUGAUCACAUUUAGUGAGCCAGGCAUGAGUCAUUAAAUCAUUAUUGAAUUGAUUUAUUGGUGGAUAUGAGUAUUAAAGUAUACAACUUUGGAGCCAGGCCUAGAGAAAGUAGGUCCUGGGUUCAAAUGUGACCUCAAGUACUUCCUAGCUGUGUCACCUUGGGGCAACUCACUUAAUUCCCAUCGCCUAGCCCUUACCACUCUUCUACCUUGGAACCAAUGCAUAGUACUGAUUCUAAGAUGGAAGUAAAGGGUGUUUUUUUUUUUAAUGGACUACACAACUUUGGUUUGAUGUUGUUUUUCUUGAAAAUUGAAUUAACUUGCAUAUGGAAGAGUGAAUAAUGAAAUACUUGCAUGUCAACUGACAUUUAAAGAUCAGUUGUCAGUGAAAACCAAGAGUCAGGAGUCAAAAAGAGAAAAAUGAUUCAAUAAACUGUGUUGGCUCUUUCCCAAUUUCUCUUUUUAUUUUGAUCUCACUGACCUUACCUCAAUUGAGGGAUUGUAUUUUGUUACAAGGUUUACAAGGAAGUAAUUUCUAUCAACAUCAACCACAGAGUAAUUUCUAACUAACUCUCAAAGAAGUCCACAUUGGCAUAGUUUAUUAGAAAAUACUUCGUAUUUGUUCUUGCCACAAUCUCUUUCCCUUACUUUUCUUUCAGUGUACUACAAACUGUUUUUAUCUAUUUCUGUGGGCAAAGUCAGCAUUAACUAAAUUCCCUAAUUAAAUAACCCAUUAACUAAAUCCUCCCUGCCUUACUAUUUGCACUGUGGGUCAUUAAGCCCUGAUCUCUGAUCAGCUGAUGCACCCUAAAAAUUCUGAGGAUUGUCACCAAUCCUACAGCUGGACCCUUAAAAAUUUUCUGGCAUUUCUAGUCCACUUUGUAGCUGAAUUCUCUUAAAUAUUGCCUCCCUCAAUUAGAAUAUUAAUUUCUUGAGAGCAGGACAUUUCUUGCUUUAUAGUGUACCUCUGCUUAGCACAGUGCUUGACACAUAGGAAAUGUUUAAUAAAUGCUUUUAUAUUUAUUUGCCUUUUUCUCUUUCUCCCUUGUUUCUCUUGUAUCUUUUUCUUUUCAUCACCAGACUCUCCCCUCUUCAGUUUUUCAUUUCCUCUUUUUUUUGUAAAAUUAUCUCCCACUUCCUCUGCCAUGCUUCCUUCUGUUCUCUCACUCUCUUUCCCUUCUAUUCCAUUUGCUCCCUGAAUUUUGCCAAAACAACCAUGAAACAAGCAGUGUUCAACAAGGCCUCCAUUGCCAACCCACCCACUGUUUGCUUGGAUGGGCUUAAGAAGAUAAUUGGAUCAGCUGCAGGCAAGUUUCUUAAUAGCUAACAGGUGGCCAGCUAUCUUAACUGGUAGGAAAACUGCCAAUUUUGCCAAAGAAACCCUACAGGGAGUUUUGGAAGCAAAACACUUUGGAUGCCGAAGGUACAGGUGUGAGAUACAGGUGUAGGCUACACAGUGGAGUAAGAGACUCAUUAGGGUGCCUCCUCCCUUUGCUUCAGAAAUGAUAAAUGGGGAGGAGGGACUGAGAAAAGAUAGUAUGGUCAUCUUCUCUCCUGAUCUGUUAGCUCAGAGACAACCGUUUAAGCAAACCUACAGCUCUUUUCCUAUUCAAAGACAAAAAAGGGGGUGGGGUCAGAAGAGCUAUGUCAGUUUACUUUCAUUUUAAUUUAGAAAUUGGCCAGAUGGAGUUCAGACCCAUAGCUUUAAAAACAAAUGUUAAUCACAUGGAUGGCUUCUUCUGCCCAUGGAAGCAGACUGUGUGAUGAUCUGUCCUGGCCACAGCUAUUUGCUUUAGCUCAAUGGGGUAUUCCAUUGUCAAUAUGGUGCCAUCUACCGUUUUGAGGCCAGAGGCUGAGGGGAGGUCAGAAUCCCUACAACAAGUAUUAGUUCCACCUUAUACUCCAUCUCUACCUGCAAGCUUCCAUGCAAGAGGAAAAACUAUAAAUAGCUAAGAUAACAUAUAUAUAUAUAUAUAUAUAUAUUUAUAAAAUAACCCUCACUGGGAGCUUUAGGAUACCCCUCUGUACUAGAAGUAGGGGCAAUUGUUAUUUAGUGCCCUGUCCUCCCUUUAAUCAUGCAUGGUAAAUGAUCAAUUGCAAUCUGGUAAAUAAAUAUUUUUCUAUGUGG